Neomonachus schauinslandi (Hawaiian monk seal) is the source of this 3280-nucleotide messenger RNA. It is a transcript of the gene QSOX2, whose product is annotated as quiescin sulfhydryl oxidase 2. Gene Ontology annotation, cellular component: Golgi membrane. Gene Ontology annotation, biological process: protein folding. The record is from RefSeq and is a predicted model, not a curated record. Gene Ontology annotation, molecular function: protein disulfide isomerase activity; flavin-dependent sulfhydryl oxidase activity. The coding region runs from base 246 to 1829 and encodes 527 amino acids. NCBI's taxonomy places the organism in Eukaryota, Metazoa, Chordata, Mammalia, Carnivora, Phocidae. The transcript is spliced from 12 exons.
GUUUUUGGUCAAAGCCCGCCAAGUGAGAGGUCUUCCCUCGUGGGAGUACGGCAGGUGCAGACUGGGCUGCUGCCAUCCGCGUCGCCGCCCUGGACUGCGCGGAGGAGGAGAACCACGAGGUGUGCCGAGCCUACAACAUCCACUUCUACCCCACCUUCCGGUAUUUCAAGGCGUUUACAAAGGACUUUACAACUGGAGAAAAUUUCAAAGGGCCCGACCGAGAGCUACAGACCGUGAGGCGGACAAUGAUCGACUUCCUGCAGAACCACACGGAUGGAGACAGGCCUCCUGCUUGCCCGCCUCUGGACCCCGUUCGGCCCAGUGACGUCCUUUCUCUCAUGGACAGCCGUGAUAGCCGUUAUGUGGCCGUCCUGUUGGAGAGCAACAGCUCCUAUGUCGGCCGUGAGGUGAUCUUAGACCUGCUUCCGUAUGAGAACAUUGUGGUGAAGAGAGUGCUGAACACAGACAAAGGCUUCCUGGAGAAACUCGGCGUUUCUUCCAUUCCCUCCUGUUACUUGAUUUACCCAAAUGGGACGCGUGGAUUAAUUAACAUCGGGAAGCCCCUCCGAUCGUUUUUUUCCUCUUAUUUGAAGUCGUUGCCGGAUGUGAGGAAAAAAUUGCUUUCGUUGCCUGAAAAACCCAACAAAGAAGAAAAUCCCGAAAUCGUGGUUUGGAGAGAAUUUGACAGGUCGAAACUCUACACCGCGGACCUGGAGUCGGGGCUGCAUUACCUCCUGAGGGUGGAGCUGGCCGCCCACAAGUCCCUGGCGGGGGCCGAGCUGCGCACGCUCAAGGACUUCGUCACUGUCCUCGCCAAGCUGUUCCCCGGCCGGGCACCGGUCAAGAAGCUGCUGGAGACGCUGCAGGAGUGGCUGGCCAACCUUCCCCUGGACAGGAUCCCCUACAACGCCGUCCUCGACCUGGUCAACAACAAGAUGAGGAUUUCUGGAAUAUUCCUUAUUAAUCAUAUAAAGUGGGUUGGAUGUCAAGGAAGCCGACCAGAGUUCAGGGGUUACACAUGUUCUCUCUGGAAAUUGUUCCACACUUUGAUCGUUGAAGCUGGGACCCAUCCAGAGGCGCUGGACGGCACAGGUUUGGAGGAUGACCCCCAAGCAGUGCUGCAGACCAUCAGGAGGUACAUUCACACCUUCUUCAGCUGUAAGGAGUGCAGUGAGCAUUUUGAGGAAAUGGCUAAAGAAUCCAUGGAUUCCGUGAAAACCGCAGACCAAGCGAUUCUCUGGCUUUGGAAAAAACACAACUUAGUCAACAACCGCCUGGCUGGCCAUCUGAGCGAGGACCCCAAGUUUCCGAAGGUUCCGUGGCCCACCCCGGACCUCUGCCCGGCCUGCCACGAGGAGAUCAAGGGCCUGCACAGCUGGAACGAGGGUCAGGUGCUCCUGUUCUUAAAGCGGCACUACAGCGGCGACAAUCUCGUGGACGCGUAUGCGGAGGACCCAGGAGACGCCAGCGAAGGAGGCGGCCCACCCCAGGGCGGGGAGCGGGAGCGAGGCCUGGCCUCCCCAGAGAAGCCUCAGGGCGAACAGCAUGCCAAGAGUCUCCGUCCACCCAGCUUGCUGCCUCCCAGACCCCGCCUGCCAGACGGGUCGCAGCUCGGCUUGGAUGGGAGACUCCAGAGCGCCAGCGGGGCUGAGGGCCGCAGGGAGGCCGAGGCGGCCGUGCCCUUUCUCGGGAUGGGCUUCUCCAGCCUGGACAUGAGCCUCUGCGUCGUGCUGUACGUAGCCUCUUCCUUGUUUCUGAUGGUGAUGUACUUCUUCUUCCGAGUGCGGUCCAAGCGAUGGAAAGUCCGACAUCACCGGCCGUCCGUGUAGACCCAGGUGGGACCACAGAAGCGCCUUUGGGAAAACAGCCCCACCAUAUCACCUGCAGCUUUAAUAAAAGAUCAGGGAUUUUAUAAACACGUCAGACCCGGUUUCACAUCCACUGGCGUCUUGGGCUCCGAGUCCUUGUCGGACACGUGGUCUUCCUGUGGAGGGCUAGCCAGCCUUCGUCGUGGGACCACCUGCUAUCCUGGCGUACUCCCUGGACGCCUUUAUAGAUCCAACAGCCGAAAGAUGUCUGUAUUUUUACUCUUCUAGGUCUAAAAAAAUGGGAGUCCCAGCCAAACGAACAGAACUUUUCCCGCCUGCCUUCAUCCUGAGUUUCUAGACGCACGUCACGUUCUGCAAGCCUGGCUCAGGAUUCCGAGAACAACCGAGCCCUUGUGUGCACUGGGAGGCCACCGGGCGAUUUCGCGCAGCCAGCCUCAGCCCAGCGGCGCCAGAGCGCGGCCCCCAGCGCACCUCACCCCCCGGCUGCGCCUCGAAGCCAGUCUGGUUCUCAGAGAUUCAUUUGUGUUUGUGCUUUUCAGCUGCUUGGUUGUUUCUGCUGAAGCGAGAGAGCAUCCCCGUGGUGCCGAAGCAGCUCAGAACCAAAGGACGACCCCUCCGUCACCUCCGUGCUCUGCAGGCCGCUUUCACUCCAGAUGCUGAGUCUGCAGCAGGAGGAAGGGGAGAGGAGGGUCUGUGGCUUUGCUGCAUUGCAAGGAACUCCACUGCUGAGCCAUGUGGGGGGCCGUGUUUGUGGGGGGUGGGGACAGGAUGGUGGCCGAGGCGGUGCCUUUGUGAAUCUGGUGGCAGGAGAGUGCUCAGUGACCACGCGCUGUCCCCAAGUGCCUGUGCCCGGCACUGAGGGCAGAGCCCCGCAGGGGAGGGUUGUGGGGUGGCCACGGCUUGGGAGCCGAGUCCCCAGGGGACCUCUCAAGGACCCCUUCAUCCUCUGUGUCCUGUGGUCCAGCAGCUGCAGGGCCUGCUGCUGAACGAAGCAGACGCUAGGACCCGAGGGCCCAGUGACGCGGCGAUGUCCGGUGGCCCCCCUGGGGUGACGUGUGCAGCGGCCAGAACCUUCAAGGCCAAACUCCAAAUUUCAUUUUCCUGAAGCUGUUUUACGAUGGGUCCUGGCACAGGGCCCUGGUCCCCCAGGCUUUGGUGAUUGAUUUUUUACCAUUUAAUGAUUUUAACACAUUAUUUGUAAAACCCAAAUCAUUUAGAGGUAAAUUUACCUCUGGAGAUGUAAACAAACAAAAUGAACAAACUGCCGUUUUCAUGGAGAUCCUUCAUGACUGUUGGUUUGUCUACAAGCUCAGAGGCGUCUGUGGGCUCCUGUCACGAGGAUGGUUGUAAAUAGUCUUUUCCACUUUGCCUAGCGUGUUCUCUGUGUUUACGAACUCCCACUGACCAUGGGCGUGUCUGUGGGGGCAGUGGGUAAGCUGUCAGGAGCUUGA